Messenger RNA from Amaranthus tricolor (Joseph's coat), 1360 nucleotides. Its product is annotated as putative uridine kinase C227.14. Gene Ontology annotation, cellular component: cytoplasm. The transcript is spliced from 12 exons. The record is from RefSeq and is a predicted model, not a curated record. Gene Ontology annotation, molecular function: kinase activity; ATP binding. Lineage: Eukaryota; Viridiplantae; Streptophyta; Magnoliopsida; Caryophyllales; Amaranthaceae. Bases 152 to 1087 code for a protein of 311 amino acids.
UUUAGUUGCAUCUAAAUAUUUGUAAAUGGAGGAUUUGUGAAGAUAUAUAUAUUUGACUACUUGUAAUUUGUUACUGAUCUCCAACAAUUUCUGUUGCGAUGCUAUUGAUGCAUAAGGGUAACAUCUCCAACAAUUAACUUGGGAUUCAUCAAUGGCAGUCUCAUCUUUUCCGACCACCUUAAGAACUCACACCCUCUUUCCUUCUUCGCCAGAUAUUUAUAAGGGAGUAGGGAUUUAUUCAUGGCAUCAAGCUUCCGUGUAUGAAGCAUUGACGGGUAAAAGAACGCUUUCCUUGCUUCAUGUUGUCAAGUCUAACUUACAAAAUAAAGGGACUUUAAAGGUAUCAUGUAACCGCAAGGAUGAAGCUGCUAUAUUGGAAGUGAGGUCUAUGGAUGAGAUUUAUGAAUCUCUGGCGCACCGUCUUCUUCCUACUGCUGCUGUGACAUCAAAUCCUAACUUAAAAUAUAUUGUUGGCUUGGCUGGUCCACCUGGUGCCGGGAAAAGUACAGUGGCCAGCGAAGUGGUCAAACGCAUAAACAAGAAGUGGCCCCAAAAAGCACCCAGUAUGGACGAACUAGUAGGAUCACCCGAUGUUGCUAUUGUUCUUCCCAUGGAUGGAUUCCAUCUUUAUCGUAAUCAGCUAGAUGCAAUGGAGGACCCAGAAGAGGCUCAUGCAAGAAGGGGAGCUCCAUGGACAUUUGACCCGGAAAGAUUACUUAAUUGUCUCCAAACUUUGAGGACUCGGGGAUCGGUUUGUGCACCAUCCUUUGACCAUGGUGUAGGGGAUCCUAUCGAAGAUGACAUAUUUGUCUCCGUUCAGCACAAAAUUGUGAUUGUAGAAGGAAAUUACUUGCUCCUUGAUGAAGGGGUUUGGAGCGAUAUAUCUAACAUGUUUGACGAAAAAUGGUUCAUUGAUGUUGAUCUCGAUACAUCUAUGCAACGGGUUCUGAAGCGGCAUAUCUCAACAAGGAAGCCACCAGAUGUAGCGAAAUGGCGGAUCGAGUACAACGAUCGACCCAACGCAGAAAUGAUUAUGAACUCAAAGAAGAAUGCAGAUUUGAUCAUCAAGUCGAUUGAAAUCUCAUAAAUCCCAUUGACUUCAUACUAAUAAAAUAAAUAGAAAGAUGAGAGAAAAUACUGGGAAGUGAUGCUGAAAUAAGCUCCUUGAUUUAUUUUCUUUGAACUUUAUCCAUGGCUUUCGGGCUGAGCAAAUUCGGAUAUUUGAAAUUUAUCUAAUAUCUGAAUUAGAUUUUUCAAAUCAGAUAUCUUAAAAGUCGAAUAGGAUAAUAAAUAAAAUAUUGGAUUUUUGGAUAAUCUUAUAAUUUCAGUUCGUCCUAAUAAUUUUAGUUUUCGCUCUUAA